AUGCCGAAACGCACCCUCUUCACCAACAUUACCCCUCUCCCUCCUCAGGUCUCGCGCGAGGUGGCGAUUGCCAUGCUUCACAACCACGAUGAAAUGAUAGAGCUAAACCCGCUUGUCAUCGAACAUCAUCCGAUCAAAACUCCCCGAGAUGCCCCGGCCGACGAGUUUUUGGACUGCGCCUGGCAAGAGCUGACGGACAAGAUCCAUUACCUGCCCGGUGGAAUGGUCAAGGGGAAAGUCAGCUACAAGGCUUGCUUUCAUGACACUCCAAAUGGCCUCCAGACACACAUAUAUGCUCCUAUGGGCUUGGAAAUCCGAGAAAAAUGGACUAUAGGGGGUUCUCUGCCCGGUGAACCGCCGGAGCCACGAGAACUUGGGGUGGAGGUCCCUCGAACAGGUCUCUAUCUCCGCGAAGACGGCGACAUGAGAUGUAGCAUGCUCUUGACGUCGUUUGUCCGCAAAAACCUCGACAAAUCGCACAAGGUGUUGGUGGAGCGGAUUCUCAAAAAGGCCGAGCGAGUGGAGGAACGAGUCCAGACCUUUGCUCCUAUGACUCCUGCUCCUGAAAGCGCUCGUUUUCAAACCGGCUCCCACAUGUCCAAUUCGCAGUUCCUCAACGCAUCUAAUAUUCAAAGACCCCUCUCUCCGCAGAUGCUGUCGCCGCAGCAAGACAUGGGCUGGCAGACAAUGGCGCUUCACCCCGCUUUCCGACCUGACGAGAAGCGAAUGAGUACCUACAGUCUUCCUCCAUACCAGGCCAAUGGUCAAAUGCAACAACGAAUGAGUUACUAUGCACCGGUGAAGCAACCCGAUCCUCCCAAACAGUUCCUGGCCGAGCUACCUGGUUCCACUUAUCACACAGGUCACCUCGCACCCCCAGGUAUGGCCACCCCGCCAUUGGACCGCCGAACGAGCAUGAUGUCCGAAUUGUCUGGGUCUGAGGCGACGCUCAUGGGCUCACCAAAUAUGCAAGCUCAGUCCGACCGGGGUAGCUUGGCGGCGGAAACCCUCAGUUCCCAGAGGCUAAGCGGACAGGACUAUUCGCAGGACAGUGCGCCGUCGGUUGCAUCGGGCGUCUCAGGCCACCGCAGUUUCUCUGACCGAACGAGCAUGAUCUCGGAAUUACCCUCUUCACAACCGACAGAGAACAGAUACUACCAGGCCCCGAGGUCUUGA
Fonsecaea nubica is the source of this 1176-nucleotide messenger RNA. RefSeq lists its product as hypothetical. The transcript has a single exon. The record is from RefSeq and is a predicted model, not a curated record. Lineage: Eukaryota; Fungi; Ascomycota; Eurotiomycetes; Chaetothyriales; Herpotrichiellaceae. Bases 1 to 1176 code for a protein of 391 amino acids.